Effrenium voratum is the source of this 3102-nucleotide messenger RNA. Lineage: Eukaryota; Dinophyceae; Suessiales; Symbiodiniaceae. The record is from the annotation of a GenBank genome assembly.
GUGUUUUUGUUGCUCUGUUUUGUCUCGCCAUGGGUGCUGGCGGCUCCACAGUGAUCGAGGAUGAUGACGUCAACCCCACGGUAGAGGAAAAUCGCGUGGAGGAGCAUCCUCGUGCGCGCGAGCACGGCCGCGCCAGCGUUACGGUUUGCCGAGACUUUGCCAAAGGCUCUUGCAAGUACGGCGACCGCUGCCGCUAUUCGCACGAGAACGGUGCAAGCAGCGCAGCUGGGAGUGGCGAGAAGAAGCUCUGCCGUGAUUUUCUCAAGGGCAACUGCAAGUAUGGUGACCGCUGCAAGUACUCCCACGAUCAAGGUGGCACUCCAGGAGACCGCAGCCACAUACCCUGCCGCCAGUUUCAGAAGGGCCACUGCGUCUUUGGCGACCGUUGCAGGUACGGCCACGACGGUGAGCCUGGCGAAGCGCAAGGCUCGGAUGCCAUCACCAUUCCCAUGGCCAGCGUCCAUGUGGUGAAGAGGCAGCAGCUGAGCUAUGAGGAAGCGGCUGAAAUGCUACAAACAGCGGAGACCGACUGCAUGCAGAGGUUGGAGGCGCUGGAAAGUCAGCGCCAGGACCUCUCGGCGGAGGUGCAGGCGAUGGAGCCGGAGGAGCGCACCAAGAGCCUGGGUGUCGUCUGGCAGUAUGGAGGGAGGAAGAAGCUGGCUGCUGGGGUAGCGCGAUGGCACGAAUUUGCGGCAUCAGAUAGCCGGAUGGUGGAGGAGGAGUACCAGCGCUGGAAGGCUGCUGGCAGCUCGAAAGAUCCAUCCAGUUGCCGAGUGGAGAUCAACACCGAGGGAGGCAUGAGGCUAUCGCUGGACUUCCAUCUUCUCACCCAGAUGAGCGUGGGCAAGAAGGGCCGUAGAGGCCUGCAGAGGAAGCAGCUUCCAUCCAAGGCGCAAGAGCGUUGUCAGCCUUUCUUCUCGGCGGUGCUCACCGUUGUGGGGGACCUCUGCGGAAAACUGGAGGAGGUCUCUGGUCAGCUGGCUGGCAUGGAUGCCGAGGAGUCCGAGCUUCAGCAGCUACAAGAGCAGGAGAAGAAAUGCAUUGAGGCGUUGCGCCCAUCCAUCGGCACCUUUGUGGAGCUUUCGAUUUUCUGUGGAGCGAAUGCGAUGAUGGAGAAGCUGGAGGCGGUGUUGGGGGAGCGGCACGCGGCGAGCUUGGGCGUCGCUGCCGGCGGCCGGGAGAUGCGAGUGGAGGCGGUCUGCAAGGCGGUGAAGGAGGCCUUCCAAAUCCGUGCCUAUGGCAAGGGCCUGCAGGAGGGGGAAAGCGCCUGGAGCCACCUCAGGCCCCUGGUAUUUGGAGGCCGCAAGUUCUACGAGAAGAACAUGCUGGAGCUACGGGAAGCCAUGGUGAAGUUUCGGGGCGAAAGCCUGGAGAAGAAGCGGCGGCAUGCCUUUAUGGCGGCUGGGACGCUGCUCCACGAGUACAGCAGCGACCACGCCUUCCAGCGGGACCUCCGGGGCCGUCUCGGGAAGCUCUUCGAGGAGGGUCUCAACGAAGCGCUGCGGAACAACCUGGACUUCGUCACGGUGAAGUCUAUCCUGGUGGCCGCGCGGAAUAUGCAGCUCGGGGACUUCUCGGCGCCAGUGAGCCUCUGGCUGAAGCAGCGCCUCAGCUCGUCCCUGCGGAGCCAGCAGCCCGUGCAGACUGUGGUGGAGCUGGUGCAGUCCGCCAAGGAUUUCCCGGGCUUGGAUGGCGUGGCCAUCGUGAAGCCUUUGGUGCCGCAGAUCGUGGACAAGUGCCAACGGGCCAUUCUGUCCCAGCAGCUUUCUGCUGCGAACGUGAACCAGGUGGGGCUCUUUGCAAAGAUUCUGGGGUCUGCAUUUGAUCAAGCCCUCUUCGAGUCUUUGAAGCCAAGCUACGAGAAGCACCGCGCAAUGCUCACCGAGUGGCUGGUGGCAUAUACCGAGCACACAGGCGCAGAGCUACCGCCGUACUGCAUGAACGCCAACCAGAAGGAAGCCUUUGACUUGCUCCGCCAGGCCAUCGAAGCUGGUGAUGUGGAACAGCUGAAGCGAGCGGCCAUCGAGGCCAAGACGGUGCCAGACCUCAAGAGCCACGAGGAGUUGUGCCAGGAGUUCAUACGGGCUUUGGACAUCCUCAAGGAGCAGGCUCAUAUGCCGCCAGGCUGGGACCUGGAGGACUUGUUGGGCACCGAGAAGAUGUUCAGGAAGAAGCCGGUGAACGCGGAGCGCGCGCUGCAACUCUUCCAGGUGCUGAUGACCUCAACGCAUCAGAAGCGCUGGACCCGGGACCGCGCCACCCGUGGGGACGGCAAGAAGAUCGCCGACGCCUUCGAGGUGGCCCGGGUCACCGAGGUGCAGAACCAGGCGAGCUGGGAGAACUACCACCGGCGCAGGGAGGAGAUCGUCAGGGAGUGCAAUCCGCCUGACCGGGAGCCGUACGCUCCCCUUUCUCCGGAUCAAUGGCAGGAGUGGAGUGGUCGAGUCAUGACCGAUGAUAUUGGCAACGAGAUCGCUUCUGCUUGCCGGCUGUCACCUUUGGAUCCACGAUGCAACGAGUUCCUGUUCUUCCACGGCGUCAAACCGCAGGUGGCGGAUCUCAUUGCAGAGAACCACUUCGACAUCUCGUUCGCCUCCAAGGACGGCAUGUUCGGUGCGGGGCUCUACUUCGCGGAGGCGUCCUCCAAAUCCGACGAGUAUUGCCAGCCCAACGAGGCCAACGAGUUUCCCAUCAUCAUUGUCAGAGUGAUUUUGGGGCGGCCAAACUAUGUGGACGCCCCCAAGCCCUUCGACGACCCAGGACGCAGACAGCUGGAGCACAGCUGCAUGAGUGGAACGUACCACUCCGUCAUUGGUGAUCGCAUCAAGGUCUCCAACACCUACCGAGAGAUGGCCGCGCGGUACGGGGGAAGGAACUGGGACCUGUGUUUUGCGCGUGGGACCCUUUGAAGGGGACAACCAACAACUGUUGUGUACGACCACUACCAGGCCUACCCUCACUUCAUUCUUUGGUAUCGGCGCUCGUGACUACCAAGUAAUCACGACGACGAGAAGUGGCAAAGCGGUUGUUUUUUCGUGACGCAGAGCUACACAAACAUCAGCUUGCGGAACCUGCAAUUCCGGGUGCAAAAAGGGACUGCUC